AUGGACGAGGUUAUCGCUCGCACAGUGGACUCGUGCACAGGUUGUCAACUAGUGAGCCUGCCUGAUCGCCCAGAACCUAUGAGAAGGAAGAAAUUACCUGUUACGCCGCGGACGGAUGUCGCUAUAGACUUUUUAAGUCCGUUACCAUCGGGGGAUUACUUGUUAGUAAUUGUAGACUACUUUAGCCGUUACAAAGAAAUAGAAGUUCCUCGUAAGAUAACGGCGAGUGAAACGUCUGAACGUUUAGAGCGGAUUUUUGUUAGAUUAGGAUAUCCACAAACCAUCACACUGGUCUACGGUCGUCAGUUCAUAAGCACCGAGUUUGAAACAUACUGUAAGCGCCGAGGCAUACAUCUUAAUAAUACCACACCAUACUGGCCACAAGAAAACGGCUUAGUCGAGCGCCAGAAUCGGUCACUAGUCAAAAGACUUAAGAUCAGUCAGGCUUUGGAAACAUGA
Toxorhynchites rutilus septentrionalis is the source of this 459-nucleotide messenger RNA. RefSeq lists its product as uncharacterized. Gene Ontology annotation, biological process: DNA integration. Lineage: Eukaryota; Metazoa; Arthropoda; Insecta; Diptera; Culicidae. The transcript has a single exon. The record is from RefSeq and is a predicted model, not a curated record. Bases 1 to 459 code for a protein of 152 amino acids. Gene Ontology annotation, molecular function: nucleic acid binding.